AUGGCGAGCACAAGCAGCUUCGUGUUGGCUGCCGUCGUAAUGUUGAAUUCGGUUGCAUGGGGCUUGGAAGACGCAUCGAAGUGCCAAUUACCAAAGAAUGCGUCUAUAUUCGGUUUCGAGGUUCUGCCCGGGGACGGAUGGGAUAACCUUAAAAACGAAAUCCGCGGUCGGGUUAUCCUCCGCAAUUACAGCUUAUGUCAAAUGACAGAAGAUGGCCAGUAUCUGAUACCAAACGGAGUAUUCGCUAUUCCCGUCAAGUCCAGUCAAGUCGAACUCUACUCCCAGCUGAUUAACAACUGGAUGAAUUAUUCUUCUGACACGGCUGCCAGCAUUAACUUAGACGGCUCCAUUUCCAUUGAUGACCUUCCAAUAAACGGGAAAUUUUCGUUAGAUUUCCAGGGGGUCAAGGGUCACCAAGUGAACGAUGAUUCUGUGACAAUGAAAGUAAAAGCAAGGUAUGUGCAAUAUUCAGCAAAAUUGCAGCCUAUAAUGUCUCUGGAUCCGUCAUUCAUGGCUCGCGUCUCCAGCAUUGCACAACAUAUACAGUUCAAUAGAACUGCCUCUGCCAAAUAUGAGAGCCAGCUCCUUGUGAGGGAUUUUGGAACGCACGUUGUCACCAGCAUAGACGCGGGUGCUGCGAUAGUUAAACUUGACCACAUUAAUAGAAGUUUACUAAAGGAUUCUUCCAUCAAUCGGUACCAGUUAUCUUUAGUUGCCAGCUCCGAUCUUUUCCAUGCUGGUGGAACUGGGACGGUUGAUAGUACAACGAUGCAAAAAUACUACAGCGCUCUCACGCAUUCCUCCGUUAACACGUAUGGUGGACCUAUCUACAAACCGGCCAAUUUCAGCAUCAACGACUGGGUGGAUGGAAUCCAAGACAACCUCGUUGCAGUUGACCGGUCUGGAGAUCCACUUUCCUUUUUUAUUCAGCCCAAACUCUUCCCAAACAUCCCUGUGUCAACUGUUUAUAAACUAGCUGCUCAGAUUGACCAAGCAAUCAAGGCUUAUUACAAGUACAACACUCACAAAGGCUGCACGGACCGUGACUCGCCCAAUUUUAAUUACUAUGCCAAUGUAGACGAUGGCUCUUGUUCUCACAACAUUACCGGGAUGGUUUUUGGUGGCAUGUUUCAGCAUUGCAACGAGUCAGGUGAAAUCCCUAACGUAUGUCAAAACUUAGAAAAGAACCCCUUAACAGGGGAUUUUUCUUGUCCUGAAGGAUUUGAUAUUACUCCUCUUUUCACUGACCAUGAAAGUUUUACUCAAACAAGAAAGGUGUGUUCGAAAUAUAUGGUUUUCUGGUCGAAAUGCCACGAAGAAAUGUUCUAUGGUUCGGCUACAUUUACAUCUUACUGGUGUGCAGCAAAAGGACAGUUUGCAGUUCCAACUGGAUUCCUAUUUGGAGGCAUCUUUUCAGAUGCCAUCUCUAAUUCAGUUACACAGCAGAAAAAUUGUCCACCGUACUUCUACCCAAUCAAGACAGCAAAAGACUUAAGCGUCUGUGUGACAAAUGAUUUUGAGAACGGAGAGAAAUAUUCUAUGCCUUUCGCUGGUUUUUACAGUUGUCAGAACGGAAAUCCAGUCACAAAUGGACUGGAUACGACUCUUAACACCUUUAAAUCUUGUCCUCCUGGAUACAGCCAGCAUCUAGCUACAACGGAGAACGAGUGUGACUUGAUGUACUGUACCAGGCCACUUACCACCCCUGCUAGUCCCUAUGUUUCGGUCCACAGACCCCCAUUCAUGAGACCACCUCUGGAAACAAACCAAACUUCCGAUUUCCUGGUGAGCGAUGACGGACAAGAAUGGACUCAGCUCUACUCCGUGGACGCAACGUUUAACGGAUUUAACGGGACAGUCGCUGGGUGGAUUGUCAACGACGGCACAAACCUAAACAUGGAAUCGCUGCUCGCGUCUCAACACGCUAGCUCCCAAAACACAGACGAUAAAACUGCAUCCUCAGACAACGGAAACUUCUUUGGCAAAGAUGACCCUAUGGCAACCGGAAAGACCGUUGAUUUUCAUGGUGUUUCUGCAAGUCACGUCUCGUUUAUCGUCGGUUCCUCUGUCGCUGCCACGCUUUUCUGCGUUUUAUUCACCACGAUUUUGUUGGUGAUUUUCCUGCGCAGCAAGCGCGGAAACCGCUACCAACGACUGGAAGAAGGCGUCCAGCGUCCAAAUAAACAUUAA
Molecule: messenger RNA, 2190 nt
Organism: Magallana angulata
Lineage: Eukaryota; Metazoa; Mollusca; Bivalvia; Ostreida; Ostreidae
Product: macrophage-expressed gene 1 protein-like
Exons: 1
Coding region: 1-2190 (729 amino acids)
Source: RefSeq, a predicted model, not a curated record